Aphis gossypii (cotton aphid) is the source of this 1472-nucleotide messenger RNA. RefSeq names its product testis-specific serine/threonine-protein kinase 3-like. The coding region runs from base 145 to 1284 and encodes 379 amino acids. Gene Ontology annotation, biological process: microtubule cytoskeleton organization; intracellular signal transduction; protein phosphorylation. Lineage: Eukaryota; Metazoa; Arthropoda; Insecta; Hemiptera; Aphididae. The record is from RefSeq and is a predicted model, not a curated record. Gene Ontology annotation, cellular component: cytoplasm. The transcript is spliced from 5 exons. Gene Ontology annotation, molecular function: protein serine/threonine kinase activity; tau-protein kinase activity; ATP binding.
AAAACUCAAAAAAACGGCGUACAUAAUAACAUUACGUCAGUCACCUUUAAACCUAAAAUCACGAAAACUCAGCUAAACCAGAGAACCGGAUAAAUUCGCGCGCGUCAUUAGACGGAUACCAUUAAAAUCGCGAGCGGAAAUUCCAUGAACGGUCACCAGCAGUAUCAGCACCAGCAACAGCAUCACAACCGCCAGCAACAGCACCAUCACCACCACCACCAACAACAACGGCUACUGGAACAGCACCAGCGUCUCUUGGAACAGCAACAGCGAUGCCUCCCGCAACAGAGCAGCCGACGUCCUUCUGCCGCCGCCGCCGCCUCCGCGGAGGUGUCGCCUAAUCCCGCGGCCGCUGUGCUCCGGCCGGCACAGACGUCGCCGCCGAAACACCGACCGCGAAUCGUACACCUGGACGACGAGGCGGCGCUGUCGGCGGCGCUGACCGCGGACGGUUACCGGUUGGGCUCGACCGUCGGCCACGGGUCGUACAGCAAGGUCCGCAUAGCGUACCGGACGGUGCCGGUGACGGCCACCAAGUCGUCCACGGCCCGGGUGGCGUGCAAGGUGAUCAACAAGCGGCGCGACGGCGGCACUUCGUCGUACGUCCGGAAGUUCUUGCCCCGCGAACUGGAUGUCCUGCGCACGGUCCGGCACCCGAACGUGGUCAGAACGCACCGGAUAUACGUGACGCCGAACACCGUCCACGUGUUCAUGGACUACUGCGAGAUCGGCGACCUGCUCAGCCACUUGCAACACGUCAAGAGCAUACCGCAGUGGCAGGCGCACACGUUUUUCCGGCAGAUAUGCGAGGCCGUGGAUUAUCUACACCAGAAAAACAUAUCGCACAGGGACAUAAAAUGUGAGAACGUGUUGUUAGAGAGCAUGCGGACCGUCAAGUUGACCGAUUUCGGGUUCGCCCGGUUGUGCGCUGACGAACGAGGCCGACGUCUGAUGAGCCAAACGUACUGUGGCAGUUCAUCGUACGCUGCACCUGAAGUGCUACAAGGUAUACCGUACGACCCGAUUUCCUAUGAUAUGUGGGCACUGGGAGUUGUACUAUACGUGAUGCUAUCGGACGCCAUGCCAUUCCCACACUCGAACCGACAACAGAUCGUUGCCAAUCAGAUUGCCAAAAAGUUCUCCAGACCUAAGAAACCAGUGUCUCGAGAAGCGUUGAAACUUAUCUCGAUUAUUUUAGAACCAGACGUUAAUAAAAGGGCAACUAUGAAUCAAGUAAAACAUCAUCCAUGGGUUAAACAACAAAAUCCAUAUCAUACUCAUUAAAUUAUUAAACGGAUUUAUAAGUUCUAUGAUAUAUCGAAGAUAAACUGACGAGAUCGGAGAUGCAUUGAAAAAGAACUAUAAAAGGACAGAACUAAAGAAGUAUUUAUUUAAAUUUUAGAGUGAAAAAAAAUUCUUAAAAAUUACAUACUCAAAAUCAGACACAAAUAAAAAUAAAAACACAUAUCUUA